AUGGAGCGGGAUGUGGAGUCGCUGUCCCGCGGAGGCUUCCGUUGCCGCCUGUGUCAUGUGACUGCGGCCAACAAGCCCAGCCUACAAGAUCAUCUGCAGGGGAAGAAGCACCAGCGGCUGGAGAGCUUGCGUGCCAAACGCCAAGACCAGGAGCUGCGCAGUGUCUUUGUCAGUGGCUUCCACAAGGGUACAUCAGCCCCUGAGCUGAGUGAGUACUUUCAGGCCUUUGGGGGCGUGGCCAGUGUGGUGAUGGAUAAAGACAAGGGGGUCUAUGCUAUUGUGGAGUUGCAGGACCAGGAGGUGAUGGAGAAGGUGCUGGCCCAGCCUGAGCAUUGCCUGGGGGGGCAGCGGCUGCGGGUGAAGCCCCGGGAGAAGAAGGAAUUCAAGUACAUGCCUCCCAAGAAGCAGGGAUCUGCACAUCAUGUACAACUGAGUCCUGAAAAGCUGGUCCAGGCACUGUGCCAGGCUGAUGAUGUGGAUGCCCAGAUGUCACAGCUGGUGCAGCUGUUUGAGCUCUCUGAGAGCGAGAGGCGGCUGCGACACCUACUGGUCACCCUGUUCCAGGAGGUUUUCUCAGAGUUCUUCCCUGGGUGCGCCAUCCUCCCCUUUGGCUCAUCGGUGAAUGGAUUUGACAUCCAUGGCUGCGACCUGGAUUUGUUCCUGGACCUGGAGAAAACAAAAACCUUCCAGGCAUCUGCCAAGGGACCCCAGGGGGCACAGGCCGAGGAGGGGGCAGGGCCAGACUCUGACUCAGAGGACUCCAUCCUGAGUGACAUUGAUCUGACAACAGCGACGGUGCCUGAGGUGCUGGAGCUGGUGGCAGCUGUGCUACGGAAGUGCGUACCAGGUGUGCACAGUGUCCAGGCGGUGCACAGUGCCCGCCGCCCUGUCGUCAAGUUCUGCCACAAGGACUCGGGGCUGCUGGGAGACAUCUCCAUCAACAACAGGCUGGCGCUCUGCAAUACGCGCUUCCUACAGCUCUGUACGGAGGCUGAUGAGCGGGUGCGUCCCCUGGUCUACGUGCUGCGCUACUGGGCCAAGCAGCAGGCCCUGGCAGGAAACCCCUUUGGGGGCGGCCCCCUCCUCAACAACUACGCACUGACCCUGCUGGUGCUGUUCUUCCUGCAGACGCGCAGCCCCCCGGCCUUGCCCACACUGGCCCAGCUCAGGGAGCUGACAGGGGAUGGGGAUCAGGCCAUUGUGGACGGCUGGGAUUGCAGCUUCCCCCAGGAUGCGUCGCGGCUGGAGCCCAGUGCCAACAUGGAGAGUCUGUGUUCCCUCCUAGCCGAAUUCUUCCGCGUCUUUGGGGACCAUGACUUUGCUGGCUGCAUGAUCUCGCUGCAGGAGGGCCGGGCGCUGCCCCUGCCCAGCUUCCUGCUCUCAGAGGUGGGUGCUAAAUUCAAGCUGGGUCCUUUCAACGUGCAGGACCCCUUCGAGCUGAGCCACAACGUAGCAGCCAACGUCAAUGAGAAGAUAGCGCAGCGGUUCCAGCACUGCUGCCGGGACGGGGCCAAGUACUGCCGCAGCCUGCAGUACCAGCGCAAAUCCAGCAAGGGCAAGGCUUGGGGGCUGGUGCGGCUCUUCCAGCCAGGGGUGCCGGAGGCUGGGGAGCUGGGCCCUGAUGGGCUUCUCAUCACCAUCCCCUUCACGCUGAUGGCGCUCUCCCCUGGGAGCCGGCAGCAGCUGUGCAAGGCCAGGGACUUCGGGCGCUGCUGGUUUGACAAGGUUUGUGCCGCCAUCACCUUCGUGCUGAAGGAUGUGCUGAAGUGCAGCUGCACGGGGCCUGCAGGGGAGCCCCUGGGGCAGGAGCCCACAGAGCAGAGUGGAGGGGAGCAGCCUAUAGCGGGGUCCAAGCACCCCCGGUCUGAGGAGAGAGGAAGCUUGGUUGUCUCCCCAGCCAAGAAGAGGCCGAGAGUAGAGGGCCCAGCGCCAGAGGAGGAGGAGAGCGUGAGCUGGAGCUGUGCUGUGUGGCACCGUGUCUGGAUGGGCCGGCGCCGCGUCCGGCGCCAGCUCCGGCACCUGGGCAGCCCCCAGCCAGACACAGAGCAGGAGGCUGGCUCCCUGGAGGUGGAGGAGAAGGUGUCGGAGGCCAUAAUCCAGCAGGAGGGAGAUUCCAUGGGGGCAGAGCCGUUGCUGAGGUUCACGGCCUGUGCCCGGGUGGGCAGAGGCCAGGAGGACACACGGACCCUCCUGUAUUUCACCCCAGCCCCCCAGCAGGGCCCCCUGUUUCAGGACUUCUAUCACUUUCUGCAGGGCUUUCUGCCCAGGAUGGUGGAGCGGUAUGUGGGCAGAGCAGCUUGA
Molecule: messenger RNA, 2301 nt
Organism: Emys orbicularis (European pond turtle)
Lineage: Eukaryota; Metazoa; Chordata; Testudines; Emydidae
Gene: TUT1
Product: terminal uridylyl transferase 1, U6 snRNA-specific
Exons: 10
Coding region: 1-2301 (766 amino acids)
Cellular component (GO): mitochondrion; nuclear speck
Molecular function (GO): zinc ion binding; poly(A) RNA polymerase activity; RNA binding
Source: RefSeq, a predicted model, not a curated record